Actinia tenebrosa (Australian red waratah sea anemone) is the source of this 1520-nucleotide messenger RNA. RefSeq lists its product as uncharacterized. The record is from RefSeq and is a predicted model, not a curated record. Lineage: Eukaryota; Metazoa; Cnidaria; Anthozoa; Actiniaria; Actiniidae.
AUGGCGGCGGAAAGUGUCAAAGAUACAGAGAUCACGGAUUCAAGAAACACGAUUGAAAAUGAGUUCUACUAUUUAAUGCAGCAACUAAUAAUGAAUCCCUCGCAACUAAACAUCAUCGUGGAAAACCUUCAGCCGGUCAUAAGCUCAUUAAAUUGUGACUCGGAUUUCGUAAAAUUCACUCUAGAAUUUUACAAGAGGGAACACGCAUUCCCAACCCAAUCUCUUUUAAUACAGCUUGUUGCUCGAGGAAUCAUCGUAGAUACUGGUUUUUUAGAAAAGUCUUGCUUUGGUCCUUUCCUUUCUCAGCUGCUUUUUGAGUCAGUUACUGAGUCCUCUAUUGAAUGUUCCAAGUACUCUACCAGGGUAUGGAUCGAUAGUAUUAUCAAAGAGAAUAGCAGCUCAACACAAUUUCCAAAUCCUUUGGAGUACCUGGAUCAAAACUCAGUAACACAUCCCUCCAUAAUCCCUCAUUCAGUACUUUUACAGUUCAAGCUUCUUGAUGGUAAACAAAGGAAGCUUGUCAUGCUGGACCUAAGACAGAUAGCAAAUCGGAUUCCACCAACAUUUUAUCCUAGAGUAAUUAUUGCAUUUUUGAUAUUUUUGGAAUUCUAUAAAAAGGAAGAAAAAGGUGGAGGGAAUCUUAUCCCAGAGAUCUGUUUGUGGGCUGAAACUUGGCAUAAUUUGCUAGUUAACAGCAUUACAGGAUCUAGAGCCGCAAAAGAUGGGAAUUUACACCUUCCUUUGCAUCAUCUGCUUAAUGGAACAAUGGUUUCUUCCAAUGCAUUUCAGUUUAUGUCAACGAUACCAGAAGUUUUCCAUAAUGUUUUAAAGAGUUUAAGGUUAUUUGACCAGAACAGCUCUGGUUUUACCAAAAAAUGGGUUUCCAAUUUGUUAUUUAGACUGGAUGGUUCUCAUCAGUAAAUACUAGUCCAGGCGAAAUUUAGCUGAAGACAAACAGUACUUUAACUCUCAAUUGGCUUCAAUAGUUGAGGGUCUGCUGCAGGAAACUACAGGGUCAUGAUAGGAUGGUACCUCUGCUUAUGGUGGCUGACUUUGAAUGUGUGGUUUCAUAAAAUAUCAAUACUCCACCAUGGAGGAAAUUAGAAAUUUCAAGGGGGUGGGGGUAAUAGGAAAAACAAAAUUACAAGGUUUAUCUAUGGAAGAAAAUCGGAAAUUCAAGAGGGGUCGGGGGACCUUUUUUCAAAUUUCCUAUUAAUAGUGGGUUAUGGAAAUUUUCAGGAACUACACAAUAUGACAUGUGCACUGCCAAGAGUUUCUUGCAUUUUGGCUUCUGUCCCUCAAGCUUAUAAUACCUUAUACAAAAGCCAAAACAGGAUUGAAGUUGCAGAAAAAAGAAAAGCACUCUAACAGGACUAUUAGUUCUAAACGAGCAAGAUAAUGGGUCCAAGUUUUCCUUAAAUUAAAUCAAAUUUUUAAAGAAACAUGUUUCCAGUCCCCUGCUUGUUUAGGUAAAGGCUGAUUGUCUUUGUUAUCAAUUUAUCAAUAAAACAAACUAACAA